CGAAAGGGGUUGAAGUACUAAAGGAAAAUAAGAAAAAUCAAACCUUAAUUGGGUAUCCAAUUAUGAAUUCUUAAUCCCAAAUUGCAUGAACAAGCUAAGAAAAAUUUGAAAAAUGGCGCAUCGAUGUUCUUUGUUUUUUCCAUUAAUCUCACUGCAUAUGGCCUUGAUGAUCAUAUGUACACCCAUUAAACCUGCCCCAACCUAUUUAAACAGUAUAUGCCCAAGUAAAACAAUGUUUCUUCCAAAUAGCUCAUUCGAGAUGAAUCUCAAGGCACUAUUUGUUUCUCUCGCCUCAAGUGCUUCCAUAAGUAGUAACAAUUUUAACUAUUCUAUGGCUGGCCACAAGGCACAUGAUACUGUUUACGGUCUCUUUCUAUGUCGCGGGGACUUAAACUCGACAUCUUGCAAAGAUUGUGUGGUUGCUGCCAUUGUGGCUUUACAACGAUCAUACUGUCCUUUGAAGAAAGUGGCUCUGAUAUGGUACAACGAGUGCCUAGUAAGAUACUCCAAUGAGUCCUUAGGCGGAAAAAUGGAAGACUCACCAAAACUUGUCAUUGCAAAUAGGCUUAACAUAAUUGGGAACCAGGAACAUUUUGCAGAGUUAUUGCAGAAUAUGAUGAUCAAUUUAUCAGUUCGAACUGCAAGUGAUACGAAAAAAUUUGCUAUAAAAGUAGUGAAUUUUCCUAGUUCUCGACAAGUUGUGUAUAUGUUGCAGCAGUGUACUCAAGAUUUAACAACUGAUGAUUGUACUUUAUGCCUAAACAUCGCCAUCCGUCUGCUUACAGUCAGAAUUGGUGGGAGAGUUUUGCUGCCUAGUUGUAAUGUUUGGUAUGAAACCACCCUGUCUAAUUCAAUGUCCACUAGUUCAAAAGGAAAUGAUCAAUUAACAAUCAAGGUGAUGGUUGUGACCCUUCUUCCACUAGCUUCAAUCAUGAUAGCACUUCUUGCUCUCUGCCUUAUGAUUCAGAAAUCCAAGAAAUCUAAUGAUGAUGAUGAUGAAAAUGGGCAAGACAUGGUUACCGUAGAAUCCUUGCGAUAUGAUUUUAGUACACUUCAAAAUGCAACCAACAAUUUUUCAGAUGAUAAUAAAGUAGCUGAAGGUGUAUAUGGUUGCAUUUAUAAGGGGAAACUGUCAAGUGGCCGAAAAGUAGUAGUGAAGAGGUUGUCUAAACGAUAUGAACAAAACGAGCAAGAAUUCAAGAUGGAAGUAUUGUCACAGGCCAAAGUGCAGCACCGGAAUUUGGUGGAGUUCAUUGGAUUUUGCUUAGAAGGGGAAGAAAAGCUACUAGUACAUGAAUAUAUUCCUAACCUGAGUCUCCACUAUUUUCUUGUUGACCCUGAAAGGCGCAAACAUUUGGAUUGGAAUACACGGUACCAUAUUUUAUGUGGCAUUGCAAGGGGACUGCUUUAUCUUGAUCAAGAUUCUAGGCUAAGAAUAAUACAUUGUGAUCUUAGACCCUUGAACAUCUUGUUGGAUGCGGGAAUGAACGCUAAAAUUUCACAUUUUGGCCUAGCAGUCACUUCAGAAACUCAGCGACAAAGAGAGACAUUUUUUGUGUCAUAUGGACACAUGUCAACAGAAGAGACAAUACAGCAUGAAUUCUCUAUUAAAUCCAAUGUAUUUUGCUUUGGUGUGUUACUUUUGGCGAUUAUUGGUAGCGAGAGGUACACUAAUUUGACUAAAUUCUUCAAACUAAAUGAUGCAGAGAAUCUUCUAAUCCAGGCUUGGAAGGAAUGGAGAGAAGGGACACCCCUCAACUUCUUGGAUCCAACACUCAUGGAUUCACGCUGGAGUGGUGAAGCGUUAAGAUGUAUGCAUCUAGGGUUGUUAUGCGUUCAAGGAUCUCAAGAUGACAGACCAACAAUGGCAUCGGUUGUUUUCAUGUUACAACACGGCUCCAAGGUAACUCUUCAGCCACCUGAAGAGCCCGCGUUCUUCUUCCUGUGUGAUGCAAAACCAAAAACUAGUAUUAGUAAAGAAGGAGCAAACACAAUCCCCUGUACUAUAAAUACUGCAUCAAUCUCGAAACUUCAACCAAGAUAAGCUUGCUGAUUAUCUACAAUAUAUAGUUAUAUACACAAUGAGAAGGGGGGAGUAUGUAUAGAGUGUAUAGCGUUACUUCCCUUAACGACUGAUUUGUUCAUAUAUGUAAAGUUUUGUAAAAUGUGCAUUUUUUUUUCCUCUGUUUUUAGAGUUAGACAUUGUUAGUAGUACUAAAUUCAGAAUAUGCAACACAUGUUUCUAGAAUUCUAUGGUUUACACAAUUAGCAGUUCAUUUUAUAUAUUAUAUUGCCUUUGCCUACAUCCCCUCUUGUGUAAA
Molecule: messenger RNA, 2321 nt
Organism: Spinacia oleracea (spinach)
Lineage: Eukaryota; Viridiplantae; Streptophyta; Magnoliopsida; Caryophyllales; Amaranthaceae
Product: cysteine-rich receptor-like protein kinase 44
Exons: 8
Coding region: 113-2044 (643 amino acids)
Biological process (GO): protein phosphorylation
Cellular component (GO): plasma membrane
Molecular function (GO): protein serine/threonine kinase activity; ATP binding
Source: RefSeq, a predicted model, not a curated record